Molecule: messenger RNA, 2176 nt
Organism: Schistosoma intercalatum
Lineage: Eukaryota; Metazoa; Platyhelminthes; Trematoda; Strigeidida; Schistosomatidae
Source: the annotation of a GenBank genome assembly
AUGAUUGUAACUAUGAGGAAAAAUAAACAUUGUAACUAUCUGAUUGAUCUUUUCAAAAAAGAUACCGAAAUCGAAGAUGAUCAAGAAGUACUUCGUAGUCUUACAUAUCGUCAAAGAUUAUUAAGAAAAAUGUAUCCAUUAGGAUUUCUAUAUGAAUUAAAAAAUUUACUACGUUUAGCAAUACCUAUUACUAUUUCAUCAAUGUUAACAUAUACAAUUUCACCUGUCAGUAUGGCAUUCUGUGGUCAUUUAGGCAAAAUUCAAUUAGCUACAAUCGGUUUAGCUAUGUCAGUGUUCAGUGUUUGUGGUAUGUUUGUUAUUCUAGGAUUACUCUCUGCAUGUGAUACAUUAUUUUCACAAACAUAUGGGAGUAUAAUGAAAGAUAAAAUGAUUGUUCAAUUAUACAGAGCUGUUAUCUUAAUUUUACUAUGUUGUAUUCCAUCAUGUGCUUUGUACUUGAACGCGGAACCAUUACUAUUAUUACUUGGACAAAAUCCUUUAAUUGCAAAGGGAACUGGUGAAUUGUUGCUUUAUCUUAUACCGGGAUUACUUUUUAGUUCACUUGGACAAUUAUUUAUCAGGUUUGUUCAAACACAAAAUCAUGUAUAUGCUCCAUUAGUUAUAAUGAUUUUUGUGAAUGGUAUCAAUGCAUUAAUGCAUUAUAUACUGAUUUAUAUAAUGAAUAUGGAUGUAAGAGCUUCACCAAUAUCUCAAGCAACAGCAUAUUUUUUUCAAGUAAUAUGCUUUAUUGUUUACAUCAUAUUCAUAGGUCAUUCAAAAGAUACCAACUUUAAAUUUACAAGAGAAAUUUGGGAAGAUUGGAAUACAUGGUUCCGUUUAGCUAUACCUGGUUUAAUUAUGGUUAGUCUUGAAUGGACAAUUUAUGAAAUUGGUGGUUUUAUCGCUGGGACUUUGGGAGCUCGUGAACUUGCUGCACAAACUAUUAUUCUAUCUAUUGGAUCUAUUAGCUAUACUUUGCUUCCACUUGGUGUUGGUAGUGCAGCAGGGAUACGUGUAGGACAAUAUCUUGGUGCUCAAUCUGCUAAAGGCCCAUAUUCUGUAUUUAGUGUAGCUAUGACAUUAGUUGGUUGUUGGGCUUUACCAUAUUUAGGAAUUUUAAUUGCUACAAGAUGGUAUUUACCAAGAGUUUUUACAUCUGAUGAUGGCGUCAUUGAACUUGUAGCUGAACUAAUGCCAAUUAUAGCUUUUUUCCAAAUUAUCGAUGGUGCGAAUGGUAUAUGUAGCGGUGUCUUGAAAGGAUCAGGUUUACAAACAGUUGGAGCAGUUGUAAACAUAUUUUGUCUUUACAUGCUUGCUGUACCACUUGGGAUUUGUCUAGUUUAUGUAGCAAAUCUUAGGUUGACCGGUAUUUGGGUCGGUCUCGUUAGUGCUGCAACAUUACAAGUGUCUACAUUAUGCAUAAUAUGUUUCCGUUUAAAUUGGACAACACAAAUCAAACUGGCUAAAGAAAGAAUAAAAGUAGAGAAUGAAUCAUCAGAAAUGGCUAUGAAAAAUCUUGGUGAACUUACUGCUUCUGGGAUUGUGAACGUUGAUGAGGAUAUUCAUAUUUCCCAGAAAAAUCAUCAAUUUAAUCAUUUACCAAUUGAACAAAAUCAAAAAUCAAUAAAACAACAAAAUUCAUUGAAUAAAAUUAUUUUAAGAAAUAGAAUUAUUUUUAUUAUAAUUUUAUUUUUAAUUCUUAUUUUAAGUAUUUUAUGUAGAUUAUUAAUUAAUUUACAAAAUUAUUUUGGUAUUUAUUGUGUUUAUCAUAAUGAUACAUUUAUACAAAUUACUAAUUAUAAUAUUACUGAUAAUUGUACAGUAGUGAUUCCAUAGAAAAAAAACUAAAAAAAUCUUUUAAAAAAAUUAAAAAAACAUUUUUUUUGGUAGUUUGUUUGUUGGUUUUUUCUUUUGUUCUUUCAUGAAAAGAUACAUUCGUAAUUAAUUUCAUUACAAAUUACCCAUUAUAAUAUUACUGAUAGCUGUACAGUAGUUAUUCCAUAAAAAAAUUUUAAAAAAUCUUUUUAAAAAAAUAAUAAAAAAACUUUUUUGGGUAGUUUUUUUUGUUCUUUUUCACGGAAAGGUAUGUUUGCAACUAAUUUCAUUGCAAAUUCCUCAUUAUAAUAUUACUGAUAACUGUACAGUAGUUACUCCAUAAAAAUAUAAAAAAAUCUGC